UAAACCUCUCCCCCCUCUCUGAACCAUUGCUUUCGAAGGAAGUUUAGAUUUGAGCAUAUCGACAAAAUUUUCCGAGCUUGCUGGGGAAGAAAGAGCGGCGAUUUUCCUUCUUUGGGUUUCGUAGAUAGUUGCGUGACGGAUAUCUAGAGUUUUGUUCUCUAAAAAUGGCUGAGGAAGCGCAUUGGGUUUCGUUGAAUGUCUAUGACCUAAGCCGAGGCUUGGCACGGCAGCUCUCGGCAUCACUUUUGGGAAAGGUCAUCGAAGGUGUAUGGCAUACGGGGAUAGUUAUCUACGGGAAUGAAUACUUCUUUGGAGGAGGAAUACAGCACUUGCCAGCUGGAACAACUCCCUAUGGAACACCAGUGCGAACGAUAGAGUUGGGUCAGUCACAUAUUCCUCAAGACGUAUUCGAGAUGUACUUGCAGGAGAUCAGUCCUCGUUACACCGCUGAUUCCUACAAUUUGCUUACUCACAACUGCAACAACUUCAGCAAUGAGGUCGCUCAGUUUUUGGUUGGUAAAGGAAUUCCAGACUACAUUCUUCAACUUCCCAAUGAAGUCUUGAACAGCCCAAUGGGUGGUCUUUUAAUGCCUAUGAUACAAAACCUUGAAACAACCCUGAGAGCAGGCGCUGUUCCUAAUGCUCCACAGUUUAGGCCACAACCUCAACCUUUUGGUGCUUUUAGCAAAGAUGAAGGUCCAAAACCAUCUGACAACGGAGAUCACUUCAAAUUUGAAAAUGCUUCAAACUCCGACGAUGCUAAAACCUCAGAUCCAAGUGAAAAGGUGGCACCUGUUGUUGAACCGUCAGCUACUAGUAAAGAGAAGGUUAAAGAGGAUCCAUUGGGUGAUGCUAGGACCAAGAUUCAGGAAGAGAUUACUCGUGAGUUUGCAGCUCUCAUGGCACAAGGCACAUUACGAGCUAGCGAGGCAGCUGCAAUGGCAACAAAAAGAGUCAUGCAAAAGUAUGGACAUCUCAAUGCGACUGCUUAGUCUAAUAACAGAGAUGAAACUCUUUGUUUAUCAUAUGGUGUAUUGAAUCUUGAAUGAUUUUAUUAAUAUUUUUCCAG
Messenger RNA from Eutrema salsugineum, 1069 nucleotides. Its product is annotated as desumoylating isopeptidase 1. The transcript is spliced from 5 exons. The record is from RefSeq and is a predicted model, not a curated record. The coding region runs from base 165 to 992 and encodes 275 amino acids. NCBI's taxonomy places the organism in Eukaryota, Viridiplantae, Streptophyta, Magnoliopsida, Brassicales, Brassicaceae. Gene Ontology annotation, biological process: protein modification by small protein removal. Gene Ontology annotation, molecular function: peptidase activity.